AAAAUGAUCGCCUUCCGUGCCGCUCCCAACCACUCCCACAAUUCCCCUCUCCAUGCAAGCAUACCACCACAGUCGCCUGACUCACUGGCUCACCCCCCUAAGCUAUUGAGGACAAUAUUCAGCCAAGGGCAGGCACGUCCCACUAGUUUAGCUCAACCUCAGUUUGUAACUGGGUCUCCUGUCUUCUCUAGGCUUUCUCAAUUCUAAAACUUGGAUUUGUGUGUAAAAGCUGUACUGGAAUACCUUGUGGAAACAGAUUAUUCAGAGAUGCUUUUUCAUUCCCUUGACACAAUGACGGAAGACCGCAAUCCCAGUGCCCACACCCAUCCUGACAAACGCCCAGACAUUCACUGCGACAUGGAUGGCUCCAGUGGCACCAGCACCCCUCAGUCCUUAUCGCCAGGGUUGGAGGACCCUGCCUACCCCAUAGACAGUAUUCCUGAGGGAGUGUAUGCCCCUACGCCCAUUGAGGCCGAUUCCAGUAUUAACACAGUAAACUUGAACAAAAGUUUACAUCGACCAUCUCAUCAAAAUGACGCAAGGUACAACCUUAUAAAGCUGAGUCAGAUCAAAUCUGCGUUUGCAAACCGCAGUCCGAAUCACUCCAGUAGUGGAACUGUGGGCCAGAUGUUUGCGUUGAAGAAACGCAUCAAGACGGAAGCGGUGAAUGGGGACUAUGAGGUGGCUUUUAACUGCUCAAAUUCAAAUGGUGCUGAUGAUGUAGUGAUUAAACAGGAGCCGAUUGAUGAUGAUGAGGAGGAAGAAGAUGAUGAUGAUGAAAUGGAUGAAGAAAUUGAACGUGUCCACGUCCCCGUUACUAAUCGCCCAGUGAAGAGAAAUAAAGACGGAAAGCCACAGACCGAACCUGUUGACCUGUCUGUCAAGCGAACACUAGGACUACCAGAGUUUGUAGCAGAUAUGCAUGUGCAUCAAGGCUUGGAUUUACGCGUUGGAAGAAAAGAUGAAGAUCACCCGAAUGUCUCUGUCGAAUCUGUCAAUAAAAUCGGCUCCGCAGCUCUUCUGUCUCUGAGGAGGAUAAAAGAAGCAUCCGAGCAGUUCAAAUAUUUAGAAAAUGGAGGGCCAAAGAGUUCCUACCCGGUGACAAUGGUUAGUAAGACAGAUCCCUACUCAGACAGUCAGAAAAAACGGAGAGUCCAUCGAUGUGACUUUGAAGGCUGCAUGAAGGUUUACACAAAGAGCUCUCACUUAAAAGCACAUCGAAGAACACAUACAGGUGAGAAGCCAUAUGUGUGCAACUGGGAGGGCUGUACCUGGAGGUUCGCACGAUCAGAUGAGCUGACGAGGCACUACAGAAAACACACAGGAGACAAACCCUUUAAAUGUCAAGUCUGCGAUCGAGCAUUUUCUCGGUCAGACCACCUCUCACUGCAUAUGAAGAGGCACUGAAGGUUGUGUAAAUAAGCCUGAUGGCUGUGCAUCACCCCUAACCAGACCUACAAGUCUGUUGCCCAGGAUGACCGCAACAAAAUGGCCGCCUCCUCUUCUCACUGUACCGAUGAAUCGAGACUUUAUUACCCAACUUUGAGGAUGGUCGACAUUAGGUGUCAUCCGUGUGUGAUAACCUCACUGGACCACCAGCCCGUCGUCUGGAGUCCAGAGCCCCUAUGAUUAGUGAUCAAGAAAGUAGUUUCUUCUGCUGGAACUUAGUCAUGAGGAAAACAUUAUCUACUGCUGCCUGUGAUUCCAAGAUGGUGGACCAGCUAUCGUUUGUGAUGACACUGCCCGCUUUUUUGCCAUGAAAGAAAAAUGGCUAACAUGAGUGACCUUUGACCCUGCUGCUGAUUGGUUGCUUCCAUUUGAGUUUUACACAAGGAUAGUUCUGUCCAGUUUGUUUGAUGAUCAAUUUGUUGACAUAUAUAAGCAGAGAUAAUAUCUACAUCAUCUUCUAACCUCAGCCUGGUUUUUGAAGAAAUAAGUUGUUGUAUUUGAAGUUGAUUUUUGUCUGAUUGGGAGCAAGGAUAGAUUGUACAUUGGCAUUGUAAUGUCUCAAGACUUAUGUCUUCUUUUGUGUAGAGGUGAAAUUUCAUUGCCACAUAUUCAAGUAAUAUGGGAAAUUAUACAAACUGCUCAAUAUAUCAACUGCUUAGACUAACAGUAACCACAUGUUGCCCGCUAGAUUGAUGCCAAAGAAAGUUCAUGAACGCAGAUAUUUCGAGCCUUGAAAUAUUACUGCGCUAUGUGAACUCAACAAGACCACUAUUGAUGCUGAAUGUGUUGAGUCGGUGACAAGAUACAAUGAAAUAUCACGUUGAUAUUCCCCAUGACUGUAUCAAAGGCUACAUAGCUGAAUAUAUUUAUCAUUGAUAGGGGUUGUACAUAAUUUAUAGCUUAGGGGAUGAUGAUUUUUAUGGAGUAGCAUGUACAAUGUGAAUGUGCCGCCCCCU
Haliotis rubra (blacklip abalone) is the source of this 2405-nucleotide messenger RNA. Its product is annotated as Krueppel-like factor 12. Gene Ontology annotation, biological process: regulation of transcription by RNA polymerase II. The coding region runs from base 268 to 1407 and encodes 379 amino acids. The record is from RefSeq and is a predicted model, not a curated record. The transcript is spliced from 7 exons. Gene Ontology annotation, molecular function: RNA polymerase II cis-regulatory region sequence-specific DNA binding; DNA-binding transcription factor activity, RNA polymerase II-specific. Lineage: Eukaryota; Metazoa; Mollusca; Gastropoda; Lepetellida; Haliotidae.